GUCUCCCAUUUUCAAUUAAGUCUCCGCAUUGCCGGAUGGCUAAUUCUCAGCUAAAAGAGCUGCUGGAUAAAGGCACUAGGAAACUUGACUUACCUUUUGACAAUGAAGAACCGAUCGAUAUCACGGAAAGGUUCUUCGAAGAUUGUUCAAAGUUAGCAUUAGGAGAAGUUAUUCGAUAUGAUUCGUUCACUCUUGGUGAAGCUAUGAGUGCAGUGGAACUGAUGGAUGAGAAAAUGGACAUAGGUAUGAAGCGAGUUACUAGGCAAAUGGGAUUGGAUGAAUCUCGAAGCAACGGUUUAUUCGAGUCUAAUUAUGCUGAGCAACUAGCAGUGUAUGAUGCAACACUAUGCGCGUUUGUUACUUGGCUUGAAGGCAGCUGCAUCGGGCAGACGCUGUGGACAAAUGUGCUGCUCACGGAGCCUGAUCGAGUGCGCUGCGAUGAGCAUCCUGUCUUUGCAUGUUUAGCUCAUGGAUUUUAUCAUGUCGUGAUGCUUGUCAAGAGUGUUAUCCAGAACGCUAGUGUUUAUGAGGAAGAAGACUUCAAUCCUCACCUUCCUUUUCCAUGCACGUCCCAGCAUUCUCUGCAGGAUGUUUUGCAAUUCAUGAAAGAAGUGGAACUUGAUCUUGUUUCAAAAGCUGAAAAACCGGAUCACGCUAGUUUGAAGGACGUGAUUCUUUCGCUUUCUUCGCGAAUCGCCUUCUUGAGACUUUUUCUGGUUACAAUCACACAUCUAGUGCCUCCUAGGAGACCAGAAUGUUCAGACAGUGAUCCUCUGCAAAUGCCUCCUUUGGAUGCUGUUGGGUUUACUGCCGAUUUGGACGCAGCUGCCUACACGUCGUCCAAGCUUAUGUUACUGUCAUCGAAGUUUUUGGAAACAUCGCUGAAUGAAGGAGCACCACGGCCGGAGGGUGUUGAGCAUGAUGGUGAUUUUUCUUGGCUUGUGGCGUUUGAACCUGAGCUCAACAGGAAAUACUUACCAUCGACAUUCCCUAGAAAAAUCGAAAUCCUCCCUCGAGAAAAGGCCCUUCCACAUUUGCAUCGUGUUGCCUGCAGGAUACAUUAUAUGGUGACUCAGCUGCGAAAUAACUUGAUGGACUCAAUGUCCCUCAUCGAAUUUAUGAAAUGGUUCAGCUAUGACGACAGCUGUGUUCUUACUCGAUCUAUAUUACAGAUGGUAAUCUAUCCUCUCGAUGACAACGUGUUAGGCACGCAACCUACUGCACUUUUGGUGGAGAGAUCGAUAAGAAACACGGUAUUUCCCUUGGCACUAGUUCCCCAUACUCCUCUCUAUGAGAAUGACGAAUGCCGCAAGGUUGUAGAAGAUUUUACAAUGAAUACCACGAGAGUCAUGCUGAGUUUAUACCAAAACUUUGGUUUUAAUCUCGCUAGACAGAGAGAUAAGCUAGUAAUUAUCAUGGAAGAAAUGAAUGAGUUGCAUGAGGAUGCCUGCCGUGUUGAUACUGUAUGCAGACAAAUUGUUCCUGUACACAAUAAAUACAAUCCAUUCGUCACCUACAUUUUUACCCAGACACUUUAUCUAGUGCUUUAUCAUCUGGAGCUUAGCUUUCGACUAGAUUUAUUCGCCCCAUUUGAGUAUCCGUACAUCUACUGGUUCUACGGUGAGGUGCUAGGAAGGUGGUACAUGACUUCUAUUGAGAAAACACGUGAACUUAUGAAAGACACUUUGAGAAAAGAAUGUGAACUGUUAGAAAAUUCACGAAGGAAUAAGAAGAAGUUGAAACCUCGACUCAAUCAUGAAGAACAUUUUCGAAUCCGCUCUGCUGCUUGUCAAGACCAGUUGAUCAUGAGGUAUGGCCAUUCUGCCAUGGCAGAUGCUACAUUUCACAUGACUGUUGCUUUGAUUAAGAUGGGUCAGAUUAGGGUGCCAAUGUGGAGUGAAGAAUCAGAGCGUCUUCGUUUUGAACAUCGCAUGGCUUUCCUGUCAAGUAUUGGUGAUCCUCUUCAUGUGAGCUAUGAGGAAUAUCUAGUGCGGAGCAAGAUUCGAGAGUUGAUCGAGGGUGAUAUCAGUGUCCCUUUACAAAGAGCUAUCGAUACUUUCGAGUUUGCACGAAAUCAGUUUGAAAAACUUGUCGACCGACCUGAGUUCACUAGUCAUACAAAGCCUGUGAUAUUAAUUUGCCGUACGAACGUAGUAGUAGCCCGCUUACUCUUGGCUGGAAAUGUGCGUGAUCGUCGAAUUACCUUCCAGUUUAUGCCAGAAUCACCGGUGUUCCCAAUUCUCAAGCUAGUCGCAGAUAAAUAGAUAUUUCACAUAGCUAUUGUAAAGUCAGUGUUGAAUUGUUCAUGAUUAGAGUGUGCGGUGCUUACAUUGACGAUGUGUCUUGUUCAUGCGCAUCCCGCAUGCAUUCUUUUUGAGGUGAUACCACGCUGCUAUUACAGUGAUGUGAUUUUCUAAUAGGUUUAUUGAUUUUUUUUUGAUUUGAAGUUUAUCCUCAGAUUUUCGGGUAUUUGCGAUUUUCUUAAUCAUUGUGUAUUUGCAAAGAUUUCUAAAACGAACACACGGUGCCCUGUACCAAGUACUUUUUUUGCAACAAAGUUUUGCAUACUUUCAGGCUUAUUGCAAGCUAUUAUAUAUUCCUUCUCCUUUCAUCGUUUUUUUUUGCGUUUUCAUUGCCAUUUAUUUUAACUUCUCCUCUGGCAGUCUCAUAGAUUCUACAGCUUUCGUUUUGUUUGGACACUGAACUAUAUGUUGCUGUUCUGUUCUGUUUACUUCAUCAAACGCAGGGAAAAAUGCUUUCUUUUGGAAAGUGCUCUGUGCUCAAGAUUUCCUUGUGAUCGUUUCUAAAAUCAAAUUUGCUGUUUUAUCAGUUUUUUUGCUCUUCUCUCUCCAUCAAAGUAGCUUUCUCACAUGUUUCAAAUGCCCCAUCUGUGUUUUGUUGUUUUUGUUUCUUUUGAUAUAAAAUUUCUA
Molecule: messenger RNA, 2930 nt
Organism: Cylicocyclus nassatus
Lineage: Eukaryota; Metazoa; Nematoda; Chromadorea; Rhabditida; Strongylidae
Source: the annotation of a GenBank genome assembly